This is a messenger RNA of Lynx canadensis (Canada lynx), 1607 nucleotides long. RefSeq names its product synaptotagmin 10 (gene SYT10). Gene Ontology annotation, cellular component: membrane. The record is from RefSeq and is a predicted model, not a curated record. Gene Ontology annotation, molecular function: phosphatidylserine binding; calcium ion binding; calcium-dependent phospholipid binding. Gene Ontology annotation, biological process: regulation of calcium ion-dependent exocytosis; calcium-ion regulated exocytosis; regulation of dopamine secretion. Lineage: Eukaryota; Metazoa; Chordata; Mammalia; Carnivora; Felidae.
AGAGGCCAACCAUGAGUUUCCACAAGGAGGACGGAGUGAGCAGCCUGUGCCAGAAGGCGCUGCACAUCGUCACCGAGCUGUGCUUCGCGGGCCAGGUGGAGUGGGAGAAGUGCUCGGGCAUCUUCCCCCGGGACAGGGGCAGCCAGGGCGGAAGCAGCACAGAUAUUUCGGUCAGCUUGUUAGCGGUGGUUGUCAGCUUCUGUGGCCUGGCCUUGUUGGUUGUCUCACUUUUUGUCUUCUGGAAGUUGUGCUGGCCUUGUUGGAAAAGCAAACCUGUGACUUCCAAUGUCAGCACCCUUCCACAGAGCAUUUCAAGUGCUCCUACUGAAGUCUUUGAGACCGAAGAGAAAAAAGAAGUUAAAGAAAAUGAAAAGCCAGCUCUAAAAGCUAUUGAGCCUGCUAUAAAAAUCAGCCACACUUCCCCUGAUAUCCCAGCAGAAGUCCAAAAUGCUUUAAAAGAACAUUUAAUUAAACAUGCACGUGUGCAAAGACAAAUUACUGAACCUACAUCCUCAUCCCGCCACAAUUCCUUCAGGAGACACCUACCAAGGCAAAUGCAGGUUUCCAGUGUUGAUUUUAGCAUGGGCACAGAACCAGUUUUACAAAGAGGAGAAACAACAACCAGCAUUGGGAGGAUAAAACCAGAGCUCUACAAACAGAAAUCCGUUGACUCUGAGGGCAACAGGGAAGAAGAUGUCAAAACCUGUGGGAAACUUAACUUCACCCUCCAGUAUGACUAUGAAAAUGAACUUCUGAUUGUUAAAAUUAUCAAAGCCUUAGAUCUCCCUGCUAAAGACUUCACAGGCACUUCUGACCCUUAUGUGAAGAUGUAUCUUCUUCCAGAUAGGAAAAAGAAAUUUCAGACCCGUGUGCACAGAAAGACUUUAAAUCCUCUAUUUGAUGAAACUUUUCAGUUUCCUGUAGCAUAUGACCAACUAAGCAACCGAAAACUACAUUUCAGUGUAUAUGAUUUUGACAGAUUUUCUAGACAUGACAUGAUUGGGGAAGUGAUUCUUGAUAAUUUGUUUGAAGUCUCUGAUCUCUCCAGGGAAGCCACAGUGUGGAAAGAUAUUCAUUGUGCUACCACAGAAAGUAUAGAUCUGGGUGAAAUCAUGUUCUCCCUUUGUUAUUUGCCAACUGCUGGACGUAUGACAUUGACAGUCAUCAAGUGCAGAAAUCUGAAGGCUAUGGAUAUCACUGGGUCAUCAGAUCCUUAUGUCAAAGUGUCUCUGAUGUGUGAAGGUCGGAGAUUAAAAAAGAGGAAAACAACGACGAAAAACACUCUAAACCCUGUGUACAAUGAGGCUAUUAUUUUCGAUAUCCCUCCAGAGAAUGUGGACCAGGUCAGCCUCUCCAUUGCAGUCAUGGAUUAUGAUAGGUAUGACCACAAUGAGGUCAUAGGAGUGUGUAGAACAGGACUGGACGCUGAGGGUCUUGGGCGAGACCACUGGAAUGAAAUGCUGGCCUAUCACCGAAAACCAAACCAUUGGCACCCUUGCUGGAGUUACCUGCCGGGCAACCAGUUUGAUAGUCAAGGAUCCUGUCCAUCUCCCAAACCACCUUCCACACCAUAAUGCCUCCAGAUAAAGACCAUUUUAAUAAGGACC